Molecule: messenger RNA, 699 nt
Organism: Cornus florida
Lineage: Eukaryota; Viridiplantae; Streptophyta; Magnoliopsida; Cornales; Cornaceae
Exons: 2
Coding region: 1-699 (232 amino acids)
Source: RefSeq, a predicted model, not a curated record
AUGACAACUGCAGUUCGUAUACUCGCAUAUGGUUGUGCAGCCGAUCACUAUGAUGAGUAUAUUAAAAUCGGCGAGAGCACUGCCAUUAAAUGGUUGAAGGCAUUUUGUAAUGCUAUUGUUGCUGUGUAUGUAGAGGAGUAUAUGCGCCCACCCAAUGAAGCCUACAUAGCACGGCUACUUGAAGAAGGGGAGCAGAGAGGUUUUCCAGGUAUGCUUGGUUCUAUCGACUGUAUGCACUGGGAGUGGAAGAAUUGCCCAGUGGAGUGGCAAGGCAUAUAUAGGGGACAAUCUGGUAAGAAUACUCUCAUAUUGGAAGCAGUUACCUCACAAGAUUGGUGGAUCUGGCAUGCAUUCUUCGGAAUGCCGGGUUCACAUAAUGAUAUAAAUGUGUUGGAUCAUUCCUCGAUAUUCAACGGCAUCAUCAAUGGCCAAUUACCUCCAGUUAAUUAUGUAGCGAAUGGACAUCACUAUAGAAUGGGGUAUUACCUGUCUGAUGAUGAGCGUCACGCAAAUAUUGGAAGAUGGACUCCGCCACCGGAGGAUGCAAUCCCGAUUCCCACUUUAAGUCGAUGCCCAUCAGUUUUAGCGGCACACAUAUCCUCUUGCCAACUUCAAAUUCGCAACAGAGAGACAAAUACGCGGUUGAGGAAUGAUUUGAUGGAAAAUUUGUGGAACCGUUGUGCUGAUGAAGAUAUUUAA